Messenger RNA from Drosophila rhopaloa, 210 nucleotides. RefSeq lists its product as uncharacterized. Bases 1 to 210 code for a protein of 69 amino acids. The transcript has a single exon. The record is from RefSeq and is a predicted model, not a curated record. NCBI's taxonomy places the organism in Eukaryota, Metazoa, Arthropoda, Insecta, Diptera, Drosophilidae.
AUGUCAGUCCAGGGAUUUCUGUUCAGCCUCCUGGUUGCCCUGCUCCUUCUCCUGGCAUCCGUUUCCGGAUCACCAGCCCGUGGAUACUACCAGUCGCCAACGCGAGGCGGUCGCAGCUACACGGACAUCGCCCGAGUGGUCAAUCCCAAUCAGUACGCCUUCCCCGGAUCCCGCACUUAUCCCGGUCAGCCCUUCUGGCCAUCGGGAUAG